UUUUAAAACUCCUGAGCUGCUGUCCGACAGUCCAGCGAGCUCUCGUUUAGAGUGAGACACGGUGACACACUCCCUGUCUCUCCACCGCCACCACCACCACCAGCAUACAAGCCAACCAACCGUCCGGCAGCAAAAACAAAACAACAACAUCCAAAGCCCUGAUUGACUGAUUUCACCCCAUCUGCAGACGGAGGACAUCGCGAUUGUCAUCAUUCAUGUCUCGGCCUUAGUGGAGCCGAGAUUAAGCGCGACAGACCCAGGAAGGCUUUUCGUUUGGCGCCGGGCGGCAGUCGCCAUGGGGGACUUUACUACGGUGGUGAUCAUGCUGUGUUUGCUGGCUCCAGCCGCUCUGGCCCUGGGAUCGGCGGGGAACAGCAGUUUCCCGGAGCCACGGGCCCAAUCAGAGGGGAACAGCAAGAAGAUCAAGCAACAAGUAUUUGCCGACACAACAGGUGUGACGGAGUGGACGUCGUGGUUCAACAUCGACCACCCGGGGGGCAACGGCGACUAUGAGCGGCUGGAGGCCAUCCGCUUCUACUACCGAGAGCGUGUGUGCACGCGGCCCAGCGCCAUGGAGGCGCGCACCACCGACUGGGUGGCGGCAGCCGAGACCGGCGAGGUGGUGCACUCCAGCCUGGAGAAGGGCUUCUGGUGCGUCAACAAGGAGCAGCCCUACGGACGCACCUGCUCCAACUACCACGUCCGCUUCCACUGCCCUCCAGUCCAGGCCUACUGGACGGACUGGAGCGAGUGGGGGUCCUGCUCCACGGGGGCCUGCGGCGACGUGGGGGUCCAGGUCCGCCAGAGGAGGUGUGUGAGCAACCAACCAGUGCCGCUGCUCCUGGUCCCCGCCUGCCAGGGGCCCCACUCGGAGAGGAGGGAGUGCUCCACGGCCCCCUGCACAGCCCGUUGGGGGUCUUGGGGUCGGUGGGGGGCUUGUUCAGCCUCCUGCGGGGGGGGUCGUAGGAUCAGAAGGAGGACCUGUGUGAAGACUUCAGACACGGUGCGAUGUGUCGGACGACCCAUGGAGAUCCAGAAGUGCGGGAAAAGCCGAUGCCCGGAUAAAUGUCUGAUGGUGUGCCCCGAGGGGCUUCCCAGCGCCGACUGCGGCCGCUGCCUGUGCGAGGGGCACGUCCUGCAGGGGGAGGUGUACACCAUCACGGGGGUCCCCGUGGCGGGGGCCACGGUGGCGCUGGCCGACCGCCCCAAGGUGGCCCUCGCCCAGUCGGACCCCGCGGGCCGCUUCAGGGUCCCGGGGGUCUGCUCCUCCAGCCCCUCCCUGCUCUCCGUCAGGAAGGAGCGCUUCGCCGCCGCCGCUGUCUCCACCUCCAGUAACGCCACCGGGCUGUCGUGGGUGCGGGCCGUGCUCGGGUCGACUGAAAAGCCGUACAUCUCCAAGCACCCGGAAAACAAGGUCCGCCAUGAGGGGGGACGCGUGCUGUUGUGCUGCAAGGCCACUGGCUCACCCACCCCGGAUAAAUACUACUGGUACCACAAUGGGACUCUGCUGGACCGGAAUGUAUUCAAGUACGAGGAGGACCUGGUCCUGAGAGACCUGAAGCCCCGGCAGGCGGGUCUCUACCACUGCAAAGCCAGCAGUCCCGCAGGCAGCAUCAAGUCCACCCAGGCCUUCCUCACUGUCAUCGGAAGAGGAACGCCGGCAUGCAACCCCACCCCCGAGGACAACAACAUCAGGCUCCCCAUGGACUGCGUUCAACCUGGGACCGAUUCCAAGAACUACAACGCCGGCCGCUGCCCCCACAACACGUGUGCCGGCUCGCUGGACUCGGACUUACGCUGCAGGGACGGAGCGGGCUACUGCUGCGGGGUCCAAGAGAUGGAAACUCGCACCAUCGACUGUGGGAAAUACAGCCUGCCCAUCCGGGCGGUGACACAGUGUGGCUGCAAGAAGUGUGUGCAGCCUUCCGUGAUGGUGCGUGGCCGAGUGGUCUCGGCGGACAAUGGUGAACCGCUGCGUUUUGGACACAUCUAUAUCGGCAAAGAGAGGGUGAGCACCACCGGGUACCAAGGAGGCUUCACGUUACACAUCGCCCAGGACACGGCGAGGCUGGUGGUCAAUUUCGUUGACCCUUCAGAGAAGUUCAUCGACACCCCGAAGGUGUUUAUAUUCGACAAGAGGGGCGGAUCCAUCUAUCAUGACGUCAAGGUAAUGAGAAAGCAAGCGGCGAUCAGUAUCAACGCAGGGGAGACCAACACCAUCGAGUUAGGAGAGAUUAAAGGGGAGGACCCUAUAGGCCAGAUCGUGAUUCCUCCAAACUCAUUUCAUAGGGAAAACGGAGAGCUGUACGAGGGAACGGUGAAGGCCAGUGUCACAUUUAUCGAUCCCAGGAAUAUCACUACAGCUGCCGCAGCCCCGGGAGACCUCAACUUUGUGGACGACGAGGGAGACAUGCUUCCUCUGAGGACCUACGGCAUGUUCUCCGUCGACUUCAGAGACGAGUUCAACAAGGAAGCCCUGGGCACCGGAGCAGUCCAGGUGCUUCUGGACACGCAGCAUGUGAAAAUGGAGGAACACAUCCCCAAGAUGAAACUGUGGUCGCUGAACACAGAGACGGGGGUGUGGGAGGAGGAGAGUGACUUCAGCUACACCAGGGCCACCGGCAGCCACGGGAGGGUCAAGCGAGAGGAGCGCACGUUCCUCAUCGGCAACAUGGAGAUCCGAGAGCGCAGGCUGUUCAAUCUGGACGUGCCGGAGAACAGACGCUGCUAUGUCAAAGUCCGGGCAUACAUGAGUGAAAAGUUCCUGGCCAGCGAACAGGUGGAGGGGGUAGUGAUCAGCCUGAUCAAUCUGGAACCCAAGCCCGGCUUCUCUUCCAACCCCAGGGCGUGGGGUCGAUUCGACAGCGUCAUCACCGGACACAACGGUGCUUGUUUACCGGCGUUCUGUGAUGCUCAGAGGCCCGACGCCUACACGGCCUACGUCACCGCCAUCAUGGGCGGGGAGGAACUGGAGGCCGCACCCUCGUCCCCCAAGAUGAAUCCAAACAUCAUCGGAGUUUCUCAGCCCUACUUGAAUAAAAUCGAUUACCAGCGGUCCGACCACAAUGACCCGGCUCUGAAGAAAACAGCUUUCAGAAUCAACCUGGCCAAGCCAAACCCAAACAACCUUCAGGAAGCUAACGGCCCGAUUUAUCCUUAUCGUAAUUUAAUAGCCUGUGAAAAUGCAGAAAUAAAUGACAAUCAUUUUAGGUUCUUCCGAGUAGAAAAGGACAAGUACGAAUACAACGUUGUGCCCUUCCAGGAGAAUGAUCUGACCACCUGGACGGGAGACUACCUCUCCUGGUGGCCCAAUCCUCAGGAGUUCAGGGCCUGCUUUAUCAAGAUCAAGGUUCAAGGGCAGAAGGAAGUGAUGGUCAGGUCCAAGAACAUGGGCGGAACGCACCGCGCCACCAAGGGAAAACUGUACGGCAUCCGAGACAUACGCAGCACCCGAGACAUGAGGGAAGCCAACACCUCUGCAGCCUGCGUGGAGUUCAAAUGCAGCGGGAUGUUGUUUGACCAGUCUGAGGUGGACCGAUCCCUCAUAUCCCUCCUCCCUCAGGGCAACUGCCGUCGAGUCGGCAUCAACAACCUCCUGCAGGAGUACCUCACCAAACACCCCCCGGUGCCUCAGAACAACGAGUCCCACGCCUUCCACAUGCUCGCCCCCGUUGACCCCCUGGGGCACAACUACGGCAUCUACACCGUCACGGACCAGAACCCCAGGGUGGCCAAGGAGAUCGCCAUCGGACGCUGCUUCGACGGCACUUCCGACGGUUUCUCCAGAGAGAUGAAGUCCGAUUCCGGAGUGGCGAUGACCUUCAGCUGUCCGGAGAGGAAGAUCACCAGGGAAAGCCUCUUCCAGCGGCUGCAGACCAACCCAGGGCAGACCUUGUCCCAGAUGGCCAGGGACAUGCGGGAGUCGCAGGGCCUGCAGGUGCAGCGGUCGUCUACCCAGGUGGUGGCCUAUCCUUCGGAGCAGCGCAGCAGGAGUCAGGGUCGCAGGGUCUCCAGCGUCAGCUCCACCAGCAGAAGAAGAGUGACCUCGCGAGGACAACUACGCCAGUAGUUCUUCUGAAGAUUCCAAAAUGUCAACAGAGGGAGAGCCUUGCUGGGCCAGUCAGUUAAAGGUGGAUAUGAACUUUGGUCUCACUAUGAACAACACAGAACUCCCUGCCCCAGUUCCAAUGGCCUCCGAAUGCACGACCACCGCAGCAAUAUCUAGCACAAAGGAUUUGCAAAAAAUAAUGAGUCUCCUAUUUACUCCAAGGGUUUUUCAAUACAUUUUGUACAUGUGCUUUUUUCAAUAACACAGGAAUAGCAAUUUUGUGUUAAUCAAGCAGGACAAUUGAAAAUAUAACCAGCUUCACAUUUAACUCGGCUUCAAGGUAUCAUCAAGUUUAGAUGCCUGCUUUAUUUUUGUUGACAGAAUGCUUGACGUUGCAAAACACUAAAUUUUACCCCCAAAUGUAAGGAAGUUACAUAGCGGCACAUUUGAUGUGGUAUGGGGCUGGCAAAAAUACGACAUGAUUUAAAUACACACAUUUUCAUCCAUUCGCUAAAGUAAUUCAGCCCCCACGCCUCUUUCGCCUACUAAGGUUCUUGCCAGGACAAGCAUUGCACAAAAACAAAGAUAAGAAGCAGUAGACUCCACAUAUCUUUUUGCAGACGGCCCAAAGGAGCCAUAGAUGUUAGGAAUGACAAAAGUUCCACAUUCCACUUCUGUUCAUGACCCGGAAAGCCUCACCAAAUUGAACAAUGUCCACCCGCCAUUUCCCCCAGCCGUCUCUUCUUUCAUAGGAACUGUGACUUAAUGAGGUUAACGGCAAGUCUAAUAUGUAAUUCAAACUGAUCUUUUUGUCUGGUGCUAUUAGUGUCUGUCUGUCUUUGAAUAUUUAAGUGCAAUAAUGAUGUACCAUGUUAACUUGAGAAACCUUGCAGGGUGCCGACCUUGCAUACGGCAAACCCAUAUACUCUCAGAACAAUGUUGCAGACCUACACUUUUUUUUUUGGCAACAACCAAGGAGAUUAUUUUAUUUAAUGUUCGGACCUUCUUUAUGGUCCGAACAUUCUUUGCAACUGCAUGGUGGAUUUAUUCACAGUAAAUCUCAUUCAAUACGUUAAACUUCCCAGAACAUUCUCAUUACUCCGGGUUCAUUUCUCAGUGGAGCGUUUCUUUCUUGGAGAAAAAACACUAAGUCUUGGCACUCCUAAUUUUACUGGACAUGGUUUUACAAGAGGGAUGUAUUUGGUCCUUUUCAGAAAAGCAAUUAUUAACAAGAUAGUGUAGUUCUCCCUGUUCAGACUUCAAGGGUUCAAGAGGCCCUUUCUGGUGAGGAUUCAGUGCGUUAUGUAAAUUUGAGUUGGUAAGAUAGGAGGAGGGAACUUCCAGCCUCCAUAAUGGGUACAACUUGUUUAUCCCCAUCAUAGUCACUUCUGGAGCUUUAUGGGCUUUUGAGGAGCCAUGGGGAAUCCCCUGGAGCUGACCUUAUCCCAAAGCCAAAUGAGGUAGGCUCUAGAGCUUGGAGAAAUCAGGCAAGGCUGGAAGUAAACAAGGGGGCUGUGUUUAAUCAGAAAACACAUCACGUAUACUUUUGGGAAUAAUUCAGAUGGUUCAGACAUUUUCAGCAAAGUGCAGAUGGAUUUAAGCUCAUAACUGCUCCUCUGGUGAGAGUAUUGCGGUACAUGUUGUUAAUAAUCGCAAUAGUUGCAGCAUCAGCCUUUUGUGUCUUGGUUAACUCCGCUCCACAAGUUCAUGCUAAUGACGUAAAUUCUCCAAUAAAAAACGAUUUUUAUCGGUGUGGAUUAAAAUGCAAGGUGUGUCUGUAAAAGGGAUAUUUAUACCGUAACUUAAAGCUUCUGUUCUAGAGGAUACUCCCAAGUUCCAUUAUUAGUUGCGUUGCUCUUGCCAGCCCCUUAAUCUGGACGUGUGAGACCCCGGCCAUUACGACUGACCUCACACAUAACUACUGUCCCCGAGGGAAGUAGUCAAAUCUGGUCCGUUAAAAACUCACUCCCUGUACCCUCCAGGCUCUGUGCUAGAUAAAGGAAAAUAAAAGGGUCCAGGUGAUGCGGAGAGCCAAAUCUUAUAAAGACGUGACAUUUGUGUGUGUGUGUGUGUGUGUGUGUGUGUGUGUGUGUGUGUGUGUGUGUGUAAACCAAGGUCACCAAGGGAAUUCCAACAGCUGUUAAGCAACUGAAGGAAAUGUUAAGUCCGAGAACAUCAAGAGGAAAGGUGGAUCACGAUUACAUACUGAUGGAUGAUAAUGCAGUUUGGCAGAGGAAAAAAAAAAUGAAGGGAAAAAUAUUAGUGGUUUUGGGCCCCACAGUCCAUCACUCACAGAAUUCCAGACUUUGAAAUUGGUUGCAUGUGUAGGAAAAGAUGUUUACAGAGGAAAAUGAUUUGACAGAUAAGUUGGCUCCUGAUAAAGAGAAGGCAUGUGUUGGAGUUUGUGGUACAAGUGGACACUAAUAGGGAGGUGUGUUUAGCAUUAUGUCAAGCAUUGCCUGUGAAUGCAUCCACAUCAUGUGAACAGCUCCUUUGCCUUCAGAUAAACUUUAAAGAUGAUGCAAAACAAUGUUAAAUGAUGAGAUGAACUGAUUUAGUAAUCAUAGUUCCGGGUUCUAUGAAAGAGAUACGCAAACGGUUAAUUCUGGAGAGUACAUGUACACGUUAGAUAAAUAUUAAUUUAUUAUAAAGGGCAAGAGGUUGAAAUAUAUUGUCAUCUUUAAUCUUCACUGUAACAAAUCACCAUGAAAUACUUUAAAAAAAAACUACAAGCAUAGAUAUAGACCUUGGGUAACAAAAAGGAAAAUGUGUUAUCUCGGAGGGUAGUUUCAGUCACCCUUCCACAAAACGUUCUUAACAUUGAAAAUGAAGAUAAUAUUUCAUACUAUUUUCAUUUUAUUACGGUACCUCAUGUCAAGUAUGUAUAUAUAAACGUGAAAGACGAACAAAACAUAAUUCAUUCAUUAUUAAUCUCAAGAUAAUUCCUUUUGUAAAACUGUCAUCUUACUAUAUUAUAAAACGCUGGCAUGGACCAUGUAAACCCCUAAUUGAUGCAGACUUAUUGAACAUUAAGGUUAAUAAGAAGCAACCGGCUUUAGGCCUGUGGUGAUUUAUGGGAAUGUAACUGCAUGAAGAGCUAUGGAUAACAGCAGUGUGCUCUUCGGUUAUAUCUGGCUAGUUUGAAGGAGACUAUAUAACUUAUUAAGACGGAACCACAGAACCCUCCUAUGCAGUCCUUAAUGAGUCACAGAAAUGGAUUUCUUUAAGGAAAGGCGCAUGAACAUCAUAUCGAUCAAUUACAACUCUUGCAUAACACUAUUGACUAAUUGUAUUCCAUUUAUCAAGUUAUUGUUUUUCUUCUUUUGCUGAAUUAAGGUUUGAUUUGUAAAGUGUAUUGUAUGAAGUUACCAUGUGAACAACAUGUAAAUAUGUUUUUGUAAACUUUUUGGGUGAUGCUUUGUCUAAAUUUUUGUUUUUUAUUAUAUGUAAUUAAGAAUUAAAGGAGAGUAAACAAC
This is a messenger RNA of Gadus morhua (Atlantic cod), 7524 nucleotides long. It is a transcript of the gene cilp2, whose product is annotated as cartilage intermediate layer protein 2. Lineage: Eukaryota; Metazoa; Chordata; Actinopteri; Gadiformes; Gadidae. The transcript is spliced from 10 exons. The record is from RefSeq and is a predicted model, not a curated record. Bases 296 to 4069 code for a protein of 1257 amino acids.